GAAAACUCUCCCACGUUCCACAGCCGUUAUUGGCUGCGAAUUUUUGUUUGCUUCCUCCCUGCGAGCGAGGAUCGACGAAUUCUCUCAUUGAACAGAUUGUACAGCAGGAAGUUCUCUCUCUCUCUCUUGAAUAUGGAACUUCCUCUCUCUCUCUCUCUCACUUUCUCUCGUACAGAAUACAGCCCUCUACACAGGAAGGUAUCAACAGUCGCGGAACAACCGAGAGCAACAUUGUGAUCGAUCAUUAGAACGCGGUGUUACUAAUAACUUGCGGAGAGAAAAUAUAUUUGUACGUGAAAAAAUGAGUAUAAAUGAAGAUUGGGACGUGGAAAAACACAAGGUAGAACACGAACCCGACGAACACUGGGAUUUGAGGCGCAAAUUUUUACUAGCUCACAAAAACAAAUUCACGGAAGACGCGCUUGUUUGUUUAGCUCAGGUGUUUGUCAACGUUGAGGUAUUGGGAUGCAGAUAUCCACAAGAAACAAUGGAUUUAGUAAAGGAAUUGUCUCAAGAGGUAGCGGCUGAAUAUAGAGAAAAGCAAAAGAAAAAGUUACAGAGAACCUUUGUGGAAGCUUCAGAAGCAGCAAGUUCUAAGGUUAAAGGACUUUCUGCCUCUAAAUCUAAAGACGUAGAAAAUCGCACAUCAAUGACGUAUAAACAUACCGUUCAAUCUUGUGAAAUUUCUGACAACAAAACAAUUGAACAGUUAUCUUCCGAUGACACGGAAAAAUCUAUAUCCAAUACAGUUAAUAAUAGUAAGAAAAAAAACAUUGAAAAAGCGAGGACAAUAGAAAUUGAAGAAUUGUCUUCUAAAAAUUUGAUGACGGAAACAGAUAGCACGGAAGAUCAACUUUACAGACGUUUGAUUCUUGUUGAAAGACCCGGUGAUAUGGCACCGGCUAUAAUUAGUAGUUCAACUAGUUUAGCCGGCAUUGUCUUUAAGUACAAGUAUACACAAGUAAAUGAAAAUGAUACAAAAGUUUGGAAAUGUGACGUUUGUUUGGAUGACACUGUCCUGGUAAGUUGUACCGAUGUCAACAAGAAAGUUGCUAGAAUGUUAGCAUCAGAAGCCGCGUUAGAGAAAUGUCGAGAGCAUUGCUACACUAUUAAGUUCAAACCUCGCGAUAGAAAAUUAUAUAUAACUGUAACAAAAGAUUCGGAAGGGCCUAAUAUAAAUGAUGAUUGGAGCAAAGACAAUUCUAUCGGAAGUAAACUGAUGAAACAGAUGGGUUGGACCGGUGGUGGUCUCGGAAAGUCAAAGCAGGGAAUGAUAGAACCCGUGGCUGCGAUGAUGGGACCGGUGAUAAGACGAAAGGAAGGUCUUGGUUUGCAAUCAAAUUCCUGCUCAGCCGAAAUGAAAGCUAGAUGGUACAAAUUGUUUAAAAAUUUUAUACGAAAUACUGACAUUGACUCGGACAAUGACAUUGAGUUUGUAGAUUUUACAAAUGAGGAAAGAGGUCUAAUCCAUACGAUCGCGCACAACGUAGGUCUUAAAUCUCGCAGUUACGGUCGCGCGGAUCAGCGCAAACUGAUAGUUUCACGCAAACUGAACGUGCAAUCUCUUUUUGUCGAAUUAAAAAAGGUUGGCGGAGCGUCGGAAAAAUACGAACUGGUGGAACCGACUGGCAAAGGAUCAACGUCCGCUGUAAAAAACUCUAUUCCAAAAGAAAACAUCUCAGGAAUGAAUGUAUGUUAACGCAAUAUAUAUAGAUCUUCUACAACAUAAAACUAUGUAACAUAAGAGUAAUGUAACUUUAUGUAACAUACAAAUAUACUUUACUCUGUAAAUAAAUUGAUCAGUCGUUCUUA
Pseudomyrmex gracilis is the source of this 1812-nucleotide messenger RNA. RefSeq lists its product as uncharacterized. Bases 302 to 1699 code for a protein of 465 amino acids. The record is from RefSeq and is a predicted model, not a curated record. Gene Ontology annotation, molecular function: nucleic acid binding. Lineage: Eukaryota; Metazoa; Arthropoda; Insecta; Hymenoptera; Formicidae. The transcript has 7 exons.